GGACAUGGCGACCCAGAGGAACAGCCUGUGCUGGGGGCGCUGGCCGCUGCUGCUGCUGCUGCUGGGCCUGGCCAUGCCCCUGCCUCCAGCCGCCGCCCGGGCCCUGAGCUACCAGGAGGCGGUGCGCCUGGCUGUGCAGGGCUUCAACCAGCGCUCCCGGGAGGCCAGCCUCUACCGCCUCCUGCAGCAGGACCCCCAGCCCCAGGGCGACCUGAACCCAGACACCCCGAAGCCGGUGAGCUUCACCCUGAAGGAGACCGUGUGCCCCAGGACCACGCGGCAGCCCCCUGAGCAGUGUGACUUCAAGGAGAACGGGCUGGUGAAGGUGUGCACGGGGACCGUCACCCUGGACCAGGACACCGGCUACUAUGACGUCGACUGCGAGCAGGACCUGAACCCAGACACCCCGAAGCCGGUGAGCUUCACCCUGAAGGAGACCGUGUGCCCCAGGACCACGCGGCAGCCCCCCGAGGAGUGUGACUUCAAGGAGAACGGGCUGGUGAAGGUGUGCGGGGGGACCGUCACCCUGGACCAGGACACUGACUACUAUGACGUCCACUGCGAGGAGAUCAAGGACGUCGCAAUCAGGCCCUUGGUUUCGGGGGCCCUAUUCCUCUGGAAAAACAGACGCCCAAUUGGGUGGGGGAUCGAGAAGACUGGCAGGGGAAUCAAGAGGAUUUUCUCGAAACGUUCCCCUGAGCAAGAGCCCUGAGAUCUGUUUGGCCCUGGCCCCGGCCUCUGGGCUCUGACCAAUAAAAUCUGGGAAAGCCA
Messenger RNA from Myotis myotis, 771 nucleotides. It is a transcript of the gene CAMP, whose product is annotated as cathelicidin antimicrobial peptide. The record is from RefSeq and is a predicted model, not a curated record. Gene Ontology annotation, molecular function: lipopolysaccharide binding. Lineage: Eukaryota; Metazoa; Chordata; Mammalia; Chiroptera; Vespertilionidae. Gene Ontology annotation, biological process: defense response to Gram-negative bacterium; innate immune response; antimicrobial humoral immune response mediated by antimicrobial peptide. Gene Ontology annotation, cellular component: extracellular region. The transcript is spliced from 6 exons. Bases 5 to 712 code for a protein of 235 amino acids.